Molecule: messenger RNA, 6390 nt
Organism: Esox lucius (northern pike)
Lineage: Eukaryota; Metazoa; Chordata; Actinopteri; Esociformes; Esocidae
Product: la-related protein 4
Exons: 16
Coding region: 346-2529 (727 amino acids)
Biological process (GO): positive regulation of translation
Cellular component (GO): cytoplasmic stress granule; cytosol
Molecular function (GO): mRNA 3'-UTR binding
Source: RefSeq, a predicted model, not a curated record
CUAUGAUCCGGAGUGUCUAUAGCCGAGCGCCAGGUCUUUCCGUGUCAACCACGCUGUGUGGAGCUUCGAAAUAUGUCUUCUUCGUUCUGCGGCCAUGUGAACGAUUUGUUGUAAUCGAUUCAUCUGAUUAUUUCGUUUUUUAUCGUGCUGCAUGAUGUAUGCACUAGCAUAAAUCAAACCGUCACAAGUUGAGCAACGAUGCUUGGGAGGAAAGGGAGGACCGUCCGAUGAGUUCAGAGCAGUGCUAGGGGCGGCAGCUUAAAGCGGGAGAUCAAACCGGGUUCGGACGACGGUGAACAAGGCCAAGGGGAUAUAACAUCGAAAACCCGCAAAGAUCAACACGGCAUGGUCACCACAAAGGUACCAGGCUUGAACCCCAACGCCAAAGUCUGGCAGGAGAUCCCGGCCCAACAGAGCCAAGUCCUAGAGGAGGUCAUAGAGAGCCACCACUGCCUCCAGAUGAUCCCUGCUCUUGCGGAUGAUGUCACCGAGGGUUGUUCUGAGGUCCCACCUAAGGUUAGCAGCACAGAGUACACUGACCCGUCCUUUGCCAGCAGUGCCCCUGCACCCAUUGUGGGCAUUAACGGAAUGGGCCCCCCUCAACUGGGAUGCCCUCUUGAUGAUCCGGUGAUAGGGUCAUCAGUGGAGGGGGUGUCAGUGGAGCAGCCCUUCUCUGAGGACAGGCUGAAAGAGUCUCUGAAGAAACAGCUGGAGUUCUGCUUCUCCAGAGAGAAUCUGUCCAAGGACCUUUAUCUGAUGUCCCAGAUGGACAGUGAUCAGUUUGUCCCCAUCUGGACCGUGGCCAGCAUGGAAGGCAUCAAGGUCCUCACCACUGAUAUGGACCUCAUCCUGGAGGUGCUCAGAGCCUCAUCCAUGGUUCAGGUGGAUGAGAGUGGGGAGAAGGUCCGGCCCAAUCAUAAGCGCUGCAUCAUCAUUCUAAGGGAGGUGCCCGAGACCACACCUGUAGAGGAAGUGGAGAACCUCUUUAAGAAUGAAAACUGUCCCAAAGUAAUUGGUGUUGAAUUUGCGGCCAACAACAACUGGUACAUCACAUUCCACUCGGACACUGACGCACAGCAGGCCCACAGAUAUCUAAGGGAAGAAGUGAGAACCUUUCAGGGAAAACCCAUCAUGGCUCGUAUCAAGGCUGUCAACACAUUCUUUGCCAAGAAUGGGUACCGUAACUCCAGUGUUUACAGCCAGCCGGGCCAGUCUCCGUACACCUCCCCAGGCAUCUACAUGCAGCAGGUGUACCGGCCCCAGCAGCAGUAUCCCCUGUACCCCGUGGUACCCCCCACCUGGAGCCCGUCACCCGCUCCCUACUUUGAAACCCCACUGGCCCCUUUCCCCAACGGUUUUGUGAAUGGCUUCAGGACUCCUGGGAACUUCAAGCCUGGCUCUGGUCCCCCGGGUCUUGGUCGACUGGCCUUCAACAGAAACCGGAGCCCUGUGAAGAGCUACCCCCGGCCAUGUGAAGAGGCUCCCUCGUUAUCCCCUGUAGGCCUGCAGGUGGACGGCCAGUCUGGCCACUCAAGCCCUCCGUCCCAAGGCGGCACCCCCGAGCCUGACGCUGCUCCCCCCUCCCUCAGCCUCAUGGAAACUGUCCCAGCGGCUUCAGAGCCCAGUGGAGACCUGGGUAGUAAUAGCAGGGGCAGGAGAUGCAGCCACCGGGGCAUGCAGAGGAGGAGGGAGGACGACCGGUCCCUGAGGCACAUCCCGCUGAGCGAGGUUAAGGUUCCACAGCCCAGGUUUGAUCUAGCGACCUCCAACUUCCCUCCACUGCCGGGGUGUGUGGUCAGCGUGCAGGGAGAGCACUUAUUGGAGACGCGCAUGUCUGAUGUGGUACGUGGCCUCAAGGUGGUUACUAAUGACAAGCCUGAGGUGAAGGAGUGUGUAACCUACCCUACUAGUGACAAGGGCGAGCCAGUGAGCAUGCCCAGUCCUGUCGCCUCUGUCUUGGUGGAGCCCCCCGUUUUAAGUGUUUCUCUUCCAGUGAAGAAAGUGGAAAAGCCGGAGUUGAAUGUCCAAAUGGAGACUGCCCCAACCCACCAGAUACAGCCCCCCACUGCUGUCAAACCUGCCCCUACCCCCACCAGCAGCCUGGCAACACUAGCCACCACUACUUCCUCAUCAACAGAGCCAAGGAAGCUAAGCUAUGCAGAGAUGUGCAAGCGGCCAGCCACCCAGCUCCCAGCGCCCAGUAACCCCUCCAGCCCUCCCACCUCGGCCAGCCAACCGCUGCGGGAACUGCGGGGCAACAAAGCCGAUGAGCCCGCCUCCUCCAGCCGUAAUAUGGAUGGGCCAGAGAAACCAGAGGGGUCUGGUGAAGGUCGGCCUCAGCGUGACCCUCGGAGUUCAUUUCGUGGAGGCAGCGGCCCUCCCAGACCUGGAGGGAUGGGCCUGAAGUCCCAGCGUCAGCAGAGAGGUGCCACUGUGAGCCGACGAAUUUCCCCCCAGGGCAGAGUGAGAUGGAGUGGGAAGGAACAGAAUAUCCCCCCAUCAAUUGCCAAAGUAGUUUAUACAGACUAACAGAAAGACAACAUAUCUAUAUACUUGUGUAUGUACAAAAUAUAUCGUGUUGGAUGGAAGAACCAUUGCUUUCUUAAUCUAGAAGACCUCCCCUGAGUUUCAGUUGGAAAAUCAACCCUUUGUUUGAGGAAAAACUGCAAGUGGUCAUCAUUACAAGUGGAGGGGGCUGACAUGAUUACAUGUCGCCUUUCCUCGGUUACAUUGAAUGAGCCGCUGUUAAAACUGGGAUUUGAUAACAAUUGUUAGUCAAAGUGAGGUUUGGAGAUGGUGUACAGGUUCUCUAUUACACUGGUAGUUCCAUGUAAAGAGAAACAAAAAUUAGCUUUUGGUUAGCAGCGAGGUGGGUAUUCACCUCUGACAUGGCUGAGCUGAUAUAUCUUAGGACUUCUUGUUGGAGGAGUUGGCAAGGAAUGGUUAGCGAAGUAUCAUUCAUGAACUGUCUGGAAGGGUAUUUACGAUGUUUAGAAAUGAAUGGGACGUGACUUCGAAAAAGGAUCAGUAUGUUUUCAACUGUUCUAAAAAAUUGGAUGGCAUUUAGAAACCUGUCAAGCUAUUCUUUCAUUUUGAUGAAAAAUCUGUAUUUGAUGUCUCCGCUAUGAGUAUGUGGAAAGAUUUUGUGGGCAGAAUCAGUUGGUGAAUAUGAAAUUCUUAGAAUCAAUGCAUUGCAGAUGGAAUAUUACCUUCCAUGCAGCCUUGCAUGAAUCGCUUUUUUUUGUGGUAGAUGAGCUGUCUGAUUAAAAUGUAUUUUCCACUUUCAUAUCAAUACAAAUGGUUACAUCUUUGGCUGUGUAUAUUGACCAUAUGUUUGAAUGGGUUUUGGCCCUAAUUCUGCCUGCCUGUCAAUCCAUGGUCAAGUCCAGUAGGCACUAAGCAUAACAAAGCAAAGUGAAAUGUUAAGUGACUUUGGUUUCCAAAAAGAGCAGCUUGCUUUUGUUUUGAAUUUCAAAAUGUCUGUGAAGCAGGGGUUUUCAAAUGUAAAUAUAUUUUUAUAGGCCUAUUAGGCCCAGGUAGUGAUGAAUCCAGUGUACUUUUAAAAGAAUGUACCCCAAACCCAGAUAUGUGUACAUGUUAGGCAUUUCAGGAAUUGUACAGUAUUAUACAUGCAGAUCCCAAAAUAGGGGUCACCUGAUUUGAAAAUGGGGUUGUAGUGAAAUUGGAAAGAUAUAGCACUUAGAACAUGAGUUGUAACAUUUGGUAGCUGUGAAAUGCAGCUGUAUUGAAUGGAGACAGUUUUUCUUCCUGUAAAUAUGUCUAGAACUUCCUUAAAAAAUGUAAACUACAGAAUCACCCCAUUUCUGAUAAACAACACUGAUUCUGUCUUAUUUCUUUCACAACCCUUUAGAACAGAAUGGAAAGGACUAGACAUUAAACCAGUGUGAAUGAGAAGUCUAAGAAUGUUUAUUUCCACAGAGAUGAUGGUACAUAAAGCUUGCCUGAUGCAUUUUAAACUUUAGAUGUAAACAUUAGUUUAAGAAAGGUCUGUCAACUAAUUUAGAAGGGAAACUUGAGCUGUUGAAUACAUUACUUUUUGAAUGAUGUCAGCAUUUUUUUUCUCAAACGACAGUCACUGGCCCAAAAUGUUUGGGGAACCCCUAACAAUAUCCAUAUAAAAACAAGCAAUUGUAAUUUUUUGGCUUACAAAGAUGCCGAAGUUGUAUAAAUCUUUACAAUUGUUUUAUAAACUGUGAUCCAAUGCCGCAUACCUGCAAAAAGCCUUUCUUUUUAUGGCUUGUUGGAAUAGGCAGUCUUUGUGAUCAAAUGGAAACCCUUCCAGUCUAGAAGUCUACUCAUUUUAACAUGCUAUUUUAUUGUGCAGUAGAUGGUCUCUAUUCAUAGAGUAGCAAUACAUGGCACUGUACCAUUGGUGCCAUAUAUUCCAGCUUGCUCAUUUAUUAUGCUAAAAAUACAUCUGAACUCUGAAGGCCAGUAAACCGACUUUAUUCUCUAAUUAGAGCUAAUUAGUUGUAAUUGUAUUUAUUUGUAUUUAUUUUCCUUCCUGCCAAUGUCCUGCUUUUCAGUUUUUUGCCAUUUGAGUUGAUAACAUGCUGUGUAAUGCAUCUGUACUCCAGUGAGAUGACUGGUGUGGCCUUAGUGCUUGUACAGAGGAGCUUGUUGUUUGGGGAACUUUUUUCAGUGUUGUCACUGAACCAUUGAGCAGAGAUUCUGAAGGAUGAUAAUGAUGACACGAUGGUGGUAAUUUCCAGAUUAGAUGGAGGGAAGUUCAGGUGUCGGGGAUAUUUGAUGUUUUUGAUUCUGCUGUGGCUAAAUCAUAGGAUUAAACUGACCCUUUUCAUGUUUUUUUAUUUUCAUCCAUUGAGGUUUUGAUGUGAAACUCAAACUGUAAAUCUAUUUCCUCAAUGCUCUUAUGAACAUGAAUGGAUUCAACACCAUCUUGAUAAAAGACAAGCAACCAAAAAUACUAUCUAAGAAACUUGCUAUAGUGUACGGUUUCUUGACUACGUCUUGUAUUUCUUACCCUCCUAGUUUUAGAUGACAAUUGUCAGUUAUCUUAAAAUGCUUCCUGUUUCUCAUUUCAUUAGUUCACGAUAUUACAGCGCCACAAAGUUAUUUUUAAACCCAUUUCUAUAGUAAUUUUAAUCACAGCACUAACGUAACAUACCUUAAAUUACAGUAUUUAAAAAGUAUAUAAUUAGCGUAAAACCAAAUUGUUAUAACUAUGUAACUGAGUUUGACUGGUGGCUUUAUUUUGAGUAAAACUAAUUUGAUGGGUCUGUUAUAGCUUGAUGACGUUGAAUGUUCUAAUACAGUAGAUUUUGCGACUGUCAGGCUAAUCAUUGUUCUGGAUUGUGUUAAAGAUGAAAAUGUGUAGCAGUUUUCUCUUUCAUGCUAUAUUAGUGAGGAGUAUUGCAGUUAAAAUUUUAUAUACACAAUGGUUUUGGUACAUAUCCAGGCCCUUAACUUUUUUAUUUUUACCCGAUUUCCUAGUCUCUAUUAUAUGAUGCUCCCAAAUCCUUCCUUCAGUGAAGGGAUGGUAUUAGCUAGGCGAUGAGGGGUACCUUGUUUUCACCAGACCUAGUUUUUCAGGCUUAAUAGUUCAGUAUGGUUUUUUCAGACCAAAUCUUAUUUUGUUAUGCUCGGAGUCCUUCAAUUGGCAUGUCAUUUACCUUUUAGUCAGUAGUAGCUGGCCAGUAGUUCUGUCUUGCCAAUGUAUCAUAAAGGCCUGAUUUAAUGGAGUACUGUAGAGACGUCCGGGCAGGUUCUCACAUCUCUGCAGAGGAACCCUGUUAGUGGCCAUUGGGUUCUUGGUAAUCUACAAUUAGUUGAAUUUACCAAAGGUGGAUUCUAAGCGUUAGAGACUUCAUUAACUAUUAUUAAUUCAGUCUAUAACAGAAUGUGGCUUAUGUGAAGGAAUCUGAAUACUUUCCAAAUGCCACCGUAUAAAAUGUGUAUUUUGUGUUAGGUUUAAAUUGUUUUCCAAAAUUGUGUAAUAGUUUUGUACUAAUUUGAGACUUGUCUAAAGUGAAAAUACAUUGAAAUGUCUGGGUGCUAGUACAUUGACAUAGCAUAUUUCAUCACAAGGCAUAUUUUCUGUUUUAUAUUUUAGAUCUAAUGGCUAUACUAAGAGCAGCUACUGGUGUUGUGGAAUGAAAUGCACUAACCUUUGGUUUUCAAAAUCUGAUUGCUCUAAAAAAUUUUGACCCUGCUUGCUGUUAUCACUGUAGAAAGGGUUUAUUUUUCUCCAAUUUUCUUUUUAUUAAUUCUAGACUGGGAGAUGCUUGUUGGCAGUAGAGGUGGGACCUGGUAAUGGAUGAUUGGGGUUUGAGAUCCAUAACUUAAUGAUUAAUAGAUGUCUGAACAAAGUUUGUUGAUGAAAAUAAAGUAACUUUGUUUUGGCCUUGA